This is a messenger RNA of Trachymyrmex cornetzi, 5137 nucleotides long. Its product is annotated as diacylglycerol kinase eta. Gene Ontology annotation, cellular component: plasma membrane. Gene Ontology annotation, biological process: phospholipase C-activating G protein-coupled receptor signaling pathway. Bases 179 to 4681 code for a protein of 1500 amino acids. Lineage: Eukaryota; Metazoa; Arthropoda; Insecta; Hymenoptera; Formicidae. The transcript is spliced from 23 exons. Gene Ontology annotation, molecular function: ATP-dependent diacylglycerol kinase activity; protein binding. The record is from RefSeq and is a predicted model, not a curated record.
CGAUCGGACGCGCCUCGUCACCGUCGUCGGUCGUCGUCUUCGUGCGUGACAUGUCGCCGCGGGUGGCACGCCGCCAAGUCUCGUGGCAACCCUCGCCGGAGCGGUGAUCGAAACCCGCGUGCGAAAUCGUCGCACGUGUCACUUGAAUGCCGCCGUCGCGUUGCGGGCCGCAGUUCGAAUGUCGAAGCAACAAAGGGCCCGUUCCCGAUUCAAGGUAAUCACUCCUCUAAGGUCUUUGGUUCUCUGUACUGAUACUAGAGAAAAAGACAUGGAGGAGUGGUUGACUUCAAGAACAACGACGGAGAAUCAUCCUCAAGGUGAUUCUGGGACUGCAGAGAUACUGGGAGGUAAUCAUCAGUUUUACGUAACUAGUCACGCUAGACCUACAUAUUGCAGUGUCUGCAGGGAUGCUCUUCCUGGUGUUACUUCUCAUGGUUUGAGUUGUGAAGCUUGUAAAUACAAGGUACACAAAAGAUGUGUUGCAAAAGCAAUAAAUAAUUGCAAGUGGACAACAUUGGCAUCCAUUGGAAAAGAUAUUAUUGAGGACCAAGAUGGGAACAUUACGAUGCCACAUCAGUGGAUGGAGGGGAACUUGCCAGUGUCCUCAAAGUGCUUCGUCUGCGAAAAGACAUGCGGUUCUGUACUUAGGCUUCAAGACUGGAGAUGCGUGUGGUGCAAAGCAACUGUACAUACAGCAUGCAGACCUGCCAUGAGUAUCAAGUGUCCAUUAGGACCAUGUAAACUCAGUAUAGUGCCUCCUACGGCUUUGCAUAAUAUAGGCAGCGACGAAGCUUGGGAAGCAGUUAGACCUACGGGAUGCAGUCCACUUUUAGUAUUUGUAAACAGUAAAUCUGGUGACAAUCAAGGUAUUAAGUUUCUAAGAAGAUUUAAACAAUUACUGAAUCCCGCACAAGUGUUCGACCUUGUACAAGGAGGACCAGGUCCAGGAUUACGACUGUUCCGGCAUUUUGAUCCCUUCCGGAUUUUAGUAUGUAGUGGUGAUGGAUCUGUAGGAUGGGUUCUUUCAGAAAUCGAUCGACUUGGAAUGCACGCGAGGCAAUGCCAAAUUGGAGUACUACCUUUAGGAACAGGAAAUGAUUUAGCGCGCGUAUUAGGGUGGGGUUCGUCAUGUGACGAUGACGCGCAUUUACCUCAAUUAAUGGAGAAGUAUGAGAAAGCGGGUACAAAAAUGCUAGAUCGGUGGAGUAUUAUGACAUUCGAACGCAACAUAUCUUUGUCAUGUCACAAAGUAGCUCAGCCGGACCCGACUAUAAAAUCAAGCAUAGCUCAUCAGUAUGAAGACAGCGUUCUUGCUCAUUUAACAAAUAUUUUGCAAUCUGAUCAGGAAAGUGUAGUUUUAUCUAGUGCCAAAGUUUUAUGUACAACAGUAAAAGAUUUUGAAACAUAUAUACUAGAAGCCAGUCUAAACACAGGGGACCAACAAUUGGGAGAAAAAUGUACAAUACUUCAACAAAAACUUGACUUAUUAUUGCAAACAUUAUCAAAAGAAGAAAGCUAUUUCUCCGAUAAUACGGAAGACAUUGACGUUGGCACUUUAAAAACUGAUACUUUUAGCGCCAUCCAAGAGAAAGGUGAUUUAGAAAAACCAGAAAAAGAAAUGACAAAUUUUAAAAAAAUUAAAAGAACAUGCUAUAUGGAGAAAGAUAUUGUAAUGUCCAGAGUAAAUAGUUUGAAAAAAGCUGUCAGGAAAUUAGUGGAACACGCAGAAACAUCUGUCGACGAGCAGAACAAUCCUUCAGAUGAGAAACAAAGCAAUCAGGCUAUAUGUCUACCAGUUGCAGAAUCCAGCAGCAUAGAGAUCUCUUGCCCAAGUUCUACUCCUAAUGUGGCAUUCCUGAGCCCAAUGCCGGAUUUAAGGAGAGACUCGCAACCCGAAGAAUUACUGACGCUUCCUGCACCCGAUAGUUUUGCCGACAGUAGACGAAACAGCGAAAACAUACCACAAGGAGUUCUCAAUUUUGACGUACCCGCAGUACAAACUAUCAGCGGUCAACAAGAAAUUCAAGCAGCUAUUAAUGAUAAUCUUCUAUUGUCCGAACCGACACAAAUAGAAGCUUCCUCUGACGUUCCAAUAACUGUGACAAAAAUCACUUUAGACACAAGUACACCGUCAGAUGAUGCGACUACAGUCGUAUCUCUCGACAUGGAUUCGUUUCAUUCUAAAAACAUUUCGCCAGAACAUGUGCAAAAACCUGCGAUAAUCAAACUAGAAACUAGAAGUAGCUGUACCAACAGUACAGAUAGCAUGGUUUCCGAAACUUUUGAUUCCAGGAGUUACACUGUGCGAAAUAGCACAUUGAGUGAAGUUGACAGCGAUAUAUUUGACUCUACGAGAAAAUGGGAAAACGCGGAGAUAGGAUACUACGACUCGCCGGAUAAUUCCGAUAUGCUUUCCAGUGAAAUUCAACACUCGGAAAGCGGCUUGGAAGAUUUGAGCUCCCUCAGACAGGAUGUUAUUAUGGGUGAUGUGAUAAUGGGGCAUGAUUCUGUCAGUGAAGGCUUAGAAUUUGAGGAAUCACAUAGAUAUUGCGGCUUAGCUCAAUUCAGCGAAGGGAAUGACAUUGGAAGAUACUCAUUUAAGAAAGGCAGAAAAAAUAUAAAGACGGAUAAAGAAGGAAUGCUAAGUAAAUAUAAAAUGGAGGGCUUAACAACAUGCGUCCGUGUCUCAGGAAUUAAGUCGCCGCAAUCUGUGGAAACAAACGUUGUACUUGAGACUACGUUUGAAACCUUUGAAAAGGAGAAAACAUCCGAUUUGUUGGGACCAGUAUGCUGUUUCCCCGUUCCGGACAAUACCAACGAAAAGUGCUGUACAAAUUUUCCGCCACAGAUUAGUGUUAUCGUUGAUCCACCAAGUCCAACGUUGUCAAUUGAGAGUCAUCACAAAUUUAAUUUAGAUUACAAAUUGGAUCCACAUGACAAGCAAUACAGUGGCAAUAGUAUGGAAAGACUAAGCGUAGAGUUACCCAACUCAGGCUUCUCUCCGCAAGCUACACGUCGUAUAAGCAGCGGAAGUUUGUUGAAGGCAUCAGAAGUUGUGUCGUUAAUGGCAACUACCGCUCGUUUAGGUGGCUCGAGUGUGAGCUUGCGCCACGAAAGAGCAAAAUCUGUAGACAAAACGGAGGACGUGAAGAAACUUCCUAUAAUAAAUCCUUUAGUUCGAUUGCCCAUGUGGCCAAAUGUAAGUGGAGGAGCUGGUCUUAUCAGUCAAGUUUUGUUGGCAAAUGCAGACGCUCUAUGUGCACCGGUAUCGCCAUUAAUGGAUCCAGACGAAACAUUGAUGGAAGGCUACUUUGAACGAUGUGUCAUGAACAAUUACUUCGGUAUUGGCAUAGAUGCAAAGAUUAGUCUCGAUUUUCACAAUAAGAGAGAAGAGCACCCUGAGAAAUGUCGAUCGCGUGCUAAGAAUUACAUGUGGUACGGUGUCUUGGGCUCUAAAGAGUGGAUACAGAAAACUUAUAAAAAUCUUGAGCAGAGAGUUCAAUUGGAGUGCGACGGUCAAAGGAUACCAUUGCCGUCCUUGCAAGGAAUUGUGAUAUUAAAUAUACCGAGUUUUAUGGGCGGUACAAACUUUUGGGGAGGUACAAAGGAAGGAGAUCUAUUCUUAGCACCAUCGUUCGACGACCGUAUAUUGGAAGUAGUUGCGGUCUUCGGAUCUGUUCAAAUGGCUGCUUCGCGACUCAUAAAUUUACAGCAUCACAGGAUAGCUCAGUGCCAAACAGUCCAAAUUAAUAUCUUAGGAGAAGAAGGUGUUCCUAUACAAGUCGAUGGGGAGGCUUGGAUUCAACCACCUGGUGUGAUAAAAAUUAUACACAAGAAUCGCAUGCAAAUGCUUUAUAGAAAUAGGGCACUUGAAACCUCAUUGAAAACAUGGGAAGAGAAACAGCGCAGUACAUUAAACGCUCAAUCUUCUAUAAACAAUGCAUCACAGUCUAAACCACAGUUGCAACUUUGCAAUAAGCCUCCUCAGUUGAAUGAUGAAGAAUUAAAUGUCCUAUUAAGUUUUAUUGAAACUGUAACGACCUUGGUCAAGUGGGUAAAACUGCUGAUUAUAUCACAUCCGACCUUGGAAAGAGAUCUGUACCAAGUAGCCUCGCGAACAGCAUACGCGCUUGAACAAGUACAUCCCAAUGGUAAAAUCUUGCAAGGGGUAAGCCUGAGACCCACGGUAACCGAAUUGGUAUCAAGCGCACGGCAAUUGUACGAAGAAUCUUGUGAAUUACUGCACGAUAAAGCACAUAACUUGAAAUUACGAGAAGAUUUAGGAAACAAGUUAUCUGUAUCUCUAGCUCAAAUGGAACAGCAAUUACGAAAAUGUACCUUUGAUGAAGGAGGCACAGGGCUGGUUUACUUGCAAAAUAUUCCCGCAGAUGAUCAGGGAGAUAAAAAAAAUCGUCAUCGAGGGUUAUUUUGGUUGAAGUGUCGUCGCACUGCUGGCAGCGGGGGUCCGACUCGAGAUCUGGUUACUACUUGGGGAGUUCCAGAGGUCUGUACGUGGUUGGAAAAUCUGCGACUGGCAGAAUAUACGGAGAAAUUCGUUGCUCAUGAUAUACGAGGUAGAGAACUGUUAACCUUAGCUCGUCGAGAUCUAAAAGAGUUAGGAAUCACAAAGAUUGGACAUAUGAAACGUAUUUUACAAGCCAUCAAUGAUCUGAAUAACUGAGUUCAGGUCAUGUAAAAUGUUGUCUCGAAGAGGGCGUAUUCCUCUGUCUCGUUAAUUGUAUUAACAUUUUAGGGCAAGAAAAUAUCUAUUUUCUAUGAAUUUAUUUCGUUUGUAUAUUCUUGCUCUAAAACGUUAUAAUUACAAUUCUCGAGUGACAUUAUGGGGAUUAAAUGGAAAGAAAUGUUGAAAUCUAUCUAAUGUUACUGCACGGAAGGAGACCAUCUUACUUGUUACUGUAUAAUAAAUUCAGCUUUGCACUUGUGAGUAGUCUUUGUAUGGAAGAAAACCAUUUUGCCUGUGUCGAAUUCUUUAUUAAAAAAAAUUGUACAUGUGAAAUGGUUUCCUUCCAUAUAAAGAUUACACACAAGAACGAAGCUGAAUUUAUUAUGCACUAACAAAUUUUCAGCGCAAUUCUAUUUAUAUAUCCGUAUAUAUAGUACAAAAUACGUGAUUCUA